This is a messenger RNA of Engraulis encrasicolus (European anchovy), 3365 nucleotides long. It is a transcript of the gene afg1la, whose product is annotated as AFG1 like ATPase a. The record is from RefSeq and is a predicted model, not a curated record. NCBI's taxonomy places the organism in Eukaryota, Metazoa, Chordata, Actinopteri, Clupeiformes, Engraulidae. Bases 6 to 1403 code for a protein of 465 amino acids. Gene Ontology annotation, molecular function: ATP binding; ATP hydrolysis activity. The transcript has 13 exons. Gene Ontology annotation, cellular component: mitochondrion; cytoplasm.
CCAAGAUGGCUGCCUGCACAGCGCCCUUGGGUGCUGCUAGCAUCCGAUUUCUUUUUAAAGACCACUACUUAUGGAAAACGAAGUUGUUAACAAUACCAUUUAGUUUGAAUUUCGUUAAACGGGGGUUUGCAGCGAAUGCAUUGUCACAGUCGGUUGAAGACAGCGUAACAGCCAGCUAUGGAGGACCCAUUGAACACUACAGGCGCCUGGUGGAAGAGGGCACUCUGAAAGAGGACGUUCAUCAAAAAUCAGUUUUGGAGAAUCUGGAAAAGCUACAGCAGACACUGAAGGGUUAUGAUAACCAGCCCCAAUCUUUCUUUUCUAAGAUGUUCUCCAAGCCGAAGAUACCCAAAGGCUACUAUAUCUAUGGAGAUGUAGGUACGGGUAAAACGAUGGUCAUGGACAUGUUUUACUCCUACGUUGAGACAAACAAAAAGAAAAGAGUCCAUUUCCAUGGAUUUAUGCUUGAUGUGCAUCAGAGAAUACAUCGAUUGAAGCAGUCCAUGCCUAAGAGGAAAGCUGGCAAAAUGGCAAAGUCUUAUGACCCCAUUGCACCCGUGGCAGAAGAAAUCAGUGAGGAGGCCUCCCUUCUGUGUUUCGAUGAGUUUCAGGUGACUGACAUUGCUGAUGCAAUGAUACUGAAACAGCUUUUUGAAAAUCUUUUCAAACACGGAGUUGUGGUCGUGGCCACCUCCAACCGUCAGCCAGAAGACCUCUACAAGAACGGACUUCAGAGAGUUAACUUUGUGCCCUUCAUCGCUGUGCUAAAGGACCAUUGCCAAACACUUCAGCUGGAUUCUGGAAUUGACUAUAGGAGGAGGAACCGUCCCGGUGCUGGAAAACUUUUCUUUCUCACAAGUGAACCAGAUGUGCACGCUACCUUGGACAAGAUGUUCGACGAGAUGGCCUUUAAGCAGAAUGACAUUACAAGGCCGAGGAUUCUGAACGUGCGUAAUCGGAAGCUGACUCUCAGUAAAGCGUGUGGGACCAUCCUGGACUGUACAUUUGAUGAGUUGUGUGAUCGACCCCUGGGUGCUAGUGACUACCUGAUGAUCUCCAACCUCUUUGACACGGUGUUCAUCCGCGACAUCCCUUUGCUCACCUCCUGGAAGAAGACACAAGCGCGACGCCUCAUCACUCUCAUAGAUGCACUCUAUGACCACAAGGUGAGAGUUGUGAUUCUUGCCGAAGCCCCAUUAGAUGAUCUGUUUGUUGUUGAGGCAAGUCUCGAUGACCAUGCCCAUGAGGUUUUGGAUGACCUUGGCAUUAAACAGGACGCGGCGAGCAGCCUGGCCAUCUACAGUGGGGAGGAGGAGGUGUUUGCCUUCCAGCGCACCGUGUCCCGCCUGACGGAGAUGCAGACGGAGGAAUACUGGCAGGAGGGGGACCGCAGCACCACGUGAUGAUGCCCACCUGCCUGCCCAGCGUCCGUGCAGCGCAGCGUGGCCUGGCUACAGCUCCUGAGGCUGCAGGCCCGUCGCUCGUCUGUCACAGUGCAGUCAGAGGACCACAUGCGAUGAGAACUUCAUACAGUAGUGCUGCCUGGUGAACUGUCUAAACGCUUGGAAGAGUCAUUCCUUUUUCUUUUACGCCAAUCCAGUCCACCCCACCAGCCUGAGACAAGGGGAGAAGAGCUGGGCACUAUCCUACCUCUUUAUUAUUUUUCUCCAUUGGUGCUGUUUAGUUUUCUGACUUGGAAAUGAGAGGGUGUGUGCGUGUGUGCGUGCCUACUUGCGUGUGUGUGCUGUUUGAGAAGUUGCCUUUGUCCGGUUCAGCGUUCUCAGCUUUUCUCUCUGUCAUUUAAAAAAAAAAAAUGUUCUCUUGCUCCUCAGGUUGGUUGGUGAAUUGGAUUGUCGUUGCACAUAAAUGACUUGAAGGUUUGCUGCUUGAAAACAGUCAUUCAGAGCAGGCUAUCCGCUCUUGGUCGGACUUGUUGGAGAAAAUGAGCUGUUAUUCUGUACAGUCUACUUCUGUCACACACAUACAGUUAGGCCUACUCAUGUCGGCAUCUCCUCCGUUAUUCGUCACUACCACAUACACCACAAAUACAAUCCUAUCCUAAUCUUUGUCAUGGGAUCAACUCAACAACCCUGCAUUUUAACUGGAUGUCAGUAAGAUUAUUUUUGCAUUUUGCACUUUAUCCAGUUGAGUUGCACAUGUUAUAAACUGUAUGUAGUAUGUCAAUUCCUAUGGUAACCGCAGGAAAAGGGAUGCCUUUUGUUUUUUGUGUCUUUUAAAUAAGGCAGGGCAGUGGUGGCCUGGCCGUAUAGGCCUAUUGUAGGUAAAGAUGUUAAUGAAUUAUCUGGUGGCCAAAUGAACAUUAUUGAUAUCUGAGGAGGGACAUGUACACUCAAGUCAUUAUCAGUCUUAUUUUCAGUAGAUUAAUACAUAUUUUGUCAUUUUCAUAUUUAAUGGUUAAAAGCAUGUAAGCUCUCUGGUAAAUGUUAGCUUAUUCUUGCCAUUAAAAACUCUGUUUUUGGUUUGAAAGUUAAAGUGUGAUGGAAGAAUGGAUCUGACUUUCAACCUGCCACCAUAUUAUCUGCAAUUAAUUAUCAUGUACACAGUGAAUGAAAAAUGAGAUAUUUAAGUAAAGAUUUUAUUUAUGCAAAAUGGAUGUAUGAGUUUUGUAAACAUGUACACAUUGAAUAUCUGGACUAGUUCAUACAAUUACUGUAUUAUUAUGCAUAAGUUAUGUUGGCGUGUAGGAGGGCGGAAACGGUUGUGGAGAAAGAAAAGUAGAUAAAUAGAUCCGCCACCUUCUCUCUGGGAGGGAGGAUGAAAACUGCUGAGCGGUGCAGUCUCUCCAGGCACGCUCACAAUGUUCAUCAGCGGGGAUUGUGUCACUUUAAAAGGCUAUGCCACCCAUGUAAUCUAGGGGGCAGGUCUGUCUUCAGCGGCCAGCGACGACUGCAGCAGAGCUCCGCGUAGUCCAAGCAAAGGCAGGCGGAGGCACGAGAGCGAGGCUCCGCUUGCAUCGGAUCGCCCAGGAUGCAAGCAAGGGCUAACUAGUUAGCUGCAGAACAGAGGGGGGAAAGCCUCUGUGUCUUUGUGAAUCAGAGGAAUAUGAAAUAUUUCGAUGAACCUUCGCACGCAAUAUGUGAUUUUAGCUGCUCGGAGGACGACUGGCUGGUUGGAGGUUCCGACGUCCUUUCAGAAGCCCUUGCACUCACAGCCCUACAGAUUAUCAAGCAAGCACUGCAACUGGGAGCUGGCGACUCUCCACUCGGGCUGGAUAAUACGUACGACUCGAAAAGGAAAUUGUCAAGAUGGCAGCUGCAUUCUGAAUGACUGUAUUAAGGGCACGUAUUCUGUCACUGAGUGUAUUCAUGCAUUUUAUAAUGAUUACAGUCAGGCUUAACGAUGAA